Molecule: messenger RNA, 988 nt
Organism: Dimorphilus gyrociliatus
Lineage: Eukaryota; Metazoa; Annelida; Polychaeta; Dinophilidae
Source: the annotation of a GenBank genome assembly
AAUGAGUUACACGAACAGAGAUUUAGAUCGGAGUUCCAGCUUUGAAGAGGAAUCGUCCGGAUUAAAUCAGUUGCUGAAGAGAUGUUGUGUUGGUGGAAAAGCUUUUUUUGACGCUCUAAAAGCGAUGAUCACAAGAUUACUUUUUAUUCUACAUUCUUUAAUUGCUAUUUGGAGGGUGACUAUAACAACUGGUCAACUGUACUGGAGAGGUCACGAAUGGAAGUGGUUUACGCCAAGUGUUUUAUUCUAUCUAGCCGCAGUUGUGCCACCAAUUUGGAUGUUGGAAUUAAACAAGUUGAACUAUCAUGAAUCAAGAUUGAAUAAUACAUUAUUCGCUUUUGAUAUUAAUAAAAAUAGCCUCAACUUUCUACCGCUAGCCAUUUCGAAUGAUGAUUGGGUACUAAUCGUUGAGCAAGCUCUCUUGGUUCUCAUCAUUGUUUGUAGAUGGCUUAUGCCGAAAGGAGAUUUGACUAGAGAUCAGCUCUCUUCUUUACUCUUGAUUUACCUUGGAACUGCAUCGGAUAUCGUAGAUUUUUUCACAGUUAUGUCUGAAAAACAAAUUGUUGAAGACAAGGGUUUUGUAUAUUGUAUUCUCUUCAUUUGGAGCUGGUCACUUUUCCAGUUCCCAUUUACUGUAACGGCAACAAAGGAUAACGAAACAGAUGAAAAUGAGGAAAAUCAGCCGGACGAAAAGAAAGAAACACAACGAGAGAAAUGCAUGAAAUAUGUAGAAAUAUUUCUUGAGAGUGAAGCUUGGGGUAUUAUGAUAUCAGUUUUAAUGCAAGAUGGACCUUUUGUAAUAAUUCGUUUGAUUGCAAUAUUUAAGUAUAAAGUGUUUAACUACACUAACUGUUUUUUUGCUUGCAAGAAUGCUCUGGUUUUAGCACUUCAACUAUAUCGGCUAAUCUCCCUUUACUGCGAAAAAAAAGAAAAUAAAAAGAAAAAGGGAGAAAAUAAAGCAAAGCUUGGCUACAACUUUUGUGAUUAA